CUACUAUAUAUUACAAAAUGGCCUCCAUCACCCCCUCCCAGGAAGAUCUGCAGAAGUUCUACAUCGGCAAAGACAUCAGCGAUGUACCCAAACCCGCCGCCGUCCUCGAUGUAGCAAUCAUCCGACGACACUGCGAGACAAUGCUCCGCACAAUCAAAACGCUCGAUGUCGGAUUCAGAGUUCAUGUUAAGUCCCACAAGACACCCGAACUCGCCAAGCUCCAAAUCGGCGACAUCACCGAGGCCAAUUUCAUAGCCUCCACAGUCUCAGAGAUCGAGAUGAUGAUCCCUCUACUACAGGAUCUGAAACAAAAAGGUCGCAAAAUUAACAUUCUCUACGGCAUCCCCCUGGUCCCAUCCCAGGUCCCACUACUAGCCAAGGCAGCCCGCGAGCUGGGCGAGAACAGCAUCACUGUGAUGAUCGACCACCCAGACCAACUCCCGUACCUAGAGAAAAUAUCUUCUCUAGCAGGACAUCCAACCUGUGUCUUUGUCAAGGUCGACACGGGCUACCACCGCGCCGGCUUACCGCCCGUAUCUCUUAACAAGAACGGGUUGCUCGAGAACCUUGCCUCCGCGGAGGAAAAACGCGGGGCAAGACUACUCGGGUUGUAUUCACACAGCAGUCUGAGUUAUAGCGGGACAACCCCAGCCCAAGCGAUGGGUCAUUUGAUCAGUGAGAUCCGCGGAUGCAAAGAUGCCUUGGAGAGAAAUUUGCAUCUACUGCCAAAAAGGGAACUGGUCAUUAGUGUUGGUGCUACGCCACAGGUAGUCUCGUCCCAGAACCUGCUGCGUGAUGAUUCUCCCUAUGCCGAAGCGCGGGAGCUCAAGGCUUUACUUCGCGAGACAAAUGUCGAGCUGCAUGCUGGCGUCUAUCCCAUCCUGGAUAUGCAGCAAUUCUCCACACAUGCCAGUGCCGAUUCUGGGUUUUUGGAGGAUGAAAUUGCCAUCUCGGUGCUCGCCGAAGUGUGCAGCGUCUAUAACGAUAGUGAGCGUGAAAAGCCCGAGGUGCUUCUGGCUGCAGGGACGCUUGCACUGGGCCGAGAGCCGUGUCCAAGUUACUCGGGCUGGGGGGUUGUUUCUUCCUGGCGACUAGAUGGGGUGGGUAAAGCUUCAUCGGAGAGAUUGGUUGUUGAUAGGAUCAGUCAGGAGCAUGCAAUUGUGACUUGGGAGAGUGAGUCCCAGACGAAGAUUCCCCUGCACAUUGGACAAGUGGUUAAAGUGCACCCCAAUCAUGCUUGUGUCACUGGUGCCUUUUAUGGGUGGUAUUUUGUUGUCGAUUCGGAUCAAGAGAGCGAGGCUGCUCGGAUUGUGGAUGUUUGGGUUCGGGCGAGGGGAUGUGGUAUGAGGGCCUGGUAG
Messenger RNA from Penicillium samsonianum, 1358 nucleotides. RefSeq lists its product as uncharacterized. The transcript is spliced from 2 exons. The record is from RefSeq and is a predicted model, not a curated record. Gene Ontology annotation, biological process: D-serine catabolic process. The coding region runs from base 18 to 1358 and encodes 446 amino acids. NCBI's taxonomy places the organism in Eukaryota, Fungi, Ascomycota, Eurotiomycetes, Eurotiales, Aspergillaceae. Gene Ontology annotation, molecular function: D-serine ammonia-lyase activity.